AUGGCAUCCAAUACCUCAGGCUACAAUUUGCGACCGCGGAAACGAGCCAGGUCCAAGUCGGCGGAGCCUGCGACGACUGCCGCCGAAACGUCUGCAAAGACACCGACCAAGGUUAAGCCCAGUGGGCCUUGGAAAGCUCCUCAGAAUGUGCCAAAGCCCAAAAGGCCUAAGAAGCUGCCGCUAUUGCGUCCUCCUCCCCAUGUUACAUCUGACAUCUUUCAUGAUCUCCCGGAGGAACUCUUGAUGUCGAUAUUCCAAUUUUUCAAGGCGCAGAUGCAAGACGGGAAGGACAUACUGCGCGAGAUAGGCUUUGCUGGAUACUCUGACACUAACCAAGUUAACGAACUCCUCACGUACGUAACUUCUCUCGGGGCGGUUAGGGACGUCAUGCGCGUUUUCGGCACCGCUAAUAUACAUCGUCUCGAGUCGUUGAAGCUGUCGACAAAGGACAAUCGAGGCCCGGCCAGGAACCUCGAGUACAACAACCCAAUCCAGGACUUGGGCCUGUACCGCCCCGCCGCCCGCAUCAGUACAACGGAGCUCAUUUGCGACAACUACAACCUCGACCACCUUCCCCUGAGCAUAAACGUCUCCAUCGCCAUCUCAUCCCUCCACACACUCCGCCUCCUACAGUGCGACAAAUCAACCAGCAUCUUCCCCAUCCUGUCGCCCAACACCUGA
Parastagonospora nodorum SN15 is the source of this 681-nucleotide messenger RNA. RefSeq lists its product as hypothetical. NCBI's taxonomy places the organism in Eukaryota, Fungi, Ascomycota, Dothideomycetes, Pleosporales, Phaeosphaeriaceae. The record is from RefSeq and is a predicted model, not a curated record. The transcript has 2 exons. The coding region runs from base 1 to 681 and encodes 226 amino acids.